GAAGAUGGCGGCGGUGCUGGAGCGCAGCUUCAUCGAGAUCUGUGGAUUUGAGAGGGAAACUCUGCAGCGGUUCAGAGACGUGACCGUGGACCUCGGUCUGAGCGCUCUCCCUGGUGGCCAGAAGUUCCCGGACAGUGCUGGUGCGUUUCACUAUGAGGAGAGUGGGAAGUUGCUGUCAGUCACCAGUAACAGAUUCAUACACUGGUCCACGUCAGGAGACACGGUCCAGCUGGUGGAGCAGUCUCUGGACACCAAUCUGCUCAACAAUGCCGUCAAACUCAGGUUCACCCACUGUACUGUUCUGCCCGGGGGGGUCAGCAUCCAGGAGACCCUCAACAAUGUCAUCAUCCUCAUCUCCACCAAUCAGAGCGUCCACAGGCUGGUGCUGCCCCACCCCACACGCAUGUACCGCAGCGAGCUGGUGACCGAGCUCCACAUGCAGUCCGUCUUCACUGAUGUGGGGAAGCUGAGUCUGCAGGACCCGUCUCACAGUGCCGUCAUCCCAAGCCAGGUGGGACAUACGGGGAGUCCCAGCACCUCUGCAGCCUGGCUCAGUUACCAGGGGGAGGCUCACUACGCCCUGGCUUCACCUGCAGGAGGCAUCAUUGUGGUCACUCUGCCGCCCCACGACUCUCAGGGCGGCGUGUCGGUGCUGGAGCUGAAGAGGAGCUCCAUGAUGCAGAGGCUGUCGGGCUGGAUGCCCACCGCCAUCCGUGGGGAGCAGAGUCCUCCAGACCUGGCCCUCAGUCUGGCCGUCAGAGAGCUGGAGGAAGACUCCUUCAUCUUCGCCCUCUGCCAGGACCACAGACUGCGCAUGUGGUCCCUCAGGGAGCAGGCUUGUCAGCUGGAGGCCGACGUGUUGGACUACAUGCCGGCCUGUAAAGGAGUGAAGCGUCUGUCGGGUCAGGGUCACCGUCUCCGGCUCGCCUUCUCGUCCUCCACCGGCCUCUGUCUGUCCCUCUACCUGGCCGUCCCUCAGAGAGGACAGUUCACCGUGCUACAGCUCACCUCCACCGACAACAACCGCUACAGCCUGGAACACAUCUCCACCCUGUUCACCACACAGGAGACUCUGGUGGAUUUCCACCUGACCUCCACAGAUAUCUGGGCUCUGUGGGUCGACGACUCGAACACCACUGUGAUCAAGUACAUCAACUUUGAACAUAACACAGCAGGUCAGUGGAACCAGGUGUUUGUUCAGCCUCCACCAGAGGAAGAAGUCCAUAUAGGAGUGGACCAGGACCCCCGAGAGACGUACCUGGAGGUUCUCUUCUCUCCUCUACGCUUCACGGCCUCGGCCAUAGUGAAAGCUCUACAGAUCUAUCGACGCGGUUCAGAGAGGAUCCCUGAUGCAUCAUGGGAAACUCUGAAGAAGGAGGUGACGGUUGCUGUGGAGAGUGAGCUGCAGAGCAGUGUGACAGAGUUCGAGUUCUCUCAGGAAGAGUACCGUCAGCUGCAGGUGGAGUUCUGGUCCAGGUUCUACUCCUGCUGUCUUCAGUACCAGGAGUCUCUGUCCACUUCUCUGGGUCUGAGCGUCAGUCCCCACACAGGUCUGGUCUGUCUGCUGAAGAAGGGUCUGGUCUCCUUCCUCCUACCGUGUUUUGCUGUGGAUCAUCUGUAUCUGUCCUAUGACGAGUAUCUGCUGUCAGAGGAGGAGACGCCCAUCACUGAAGAUGUGGAUCUGGGUCGUGAUGUGCUGCAGCUGGUCCAGUGUCUGCGUCUGGUCAGUGAUGCUGUUUCUGGGGAGAUGUCGUAUCAGAUGGAGACAGCUGUGGAACAUCUGGAGUCUCCAGAGAGAUCAGCUGAUCUGGUCUUGGAGAACUUGCUGUCCAAUGACAAUGAGAACGUCAUCGAGGACAUCCAGAACAAGUUACAGGACAUCCGAAACCCGCUGGCGGCCAUGAUGGUCCUGCUGAGGGAACUGGACCUGGAGACGGACUCGGAGGUCUCAGCAGAAGGACCCGUCUCUUCUGGUCAGAGUCUGAACGUGAGGAUCAGCCUGUCUCAGCUGUAUGGCAGCAGCUCCGCCGUGUCCGUCGUCUGUCAGGCCGUCGCUCACCUCGCCAUGACCAGAGCGCUGUUCUGUCGAGACCUGCUCAUCCUGCAGAAACUCUACCUGCGCUUUGGAGACAACGUGUUUCUGGGUGGGGGGGCUCAGCUGCUGCAGCUCCAGCAGGACCUGAUUCCUCGGAGCUCCCACCUCCUGUCCUCAUACCACCUCCUCAAACACGUCAGUCAGAGCCUCGCCUCCUCCGUCCCCAUGGACAUCAUAGACGCCAACCUGCAGCACCUCACAGUGUUGGAGCUGUCUGACGCUCCUGCUGUCUCCACCAACAGAUCAGUGCUCAGUCCUCAGACAGUGGUGGAGCUCUUCUAUCAGACUGUAGCCAGGAGGAUCAUCAUCUCUCAGAUCUACAGUCAGCAGCAGAGCCCCUCCCCCUCCCUGCUCCUCUGGACCCACAUGAUCUCCAACGUGGUCCACCUGCUCGCUCAGCUGCUUUGGCCCAGUAACCCUGGUUUCCAGUUCCCAGAGUGUCUGAUGGCCAAUUGUCAGUACACUCAGCUGCAGGAGUAUGUGAGGCUGAUUGGUCCGUGGUGUCAGGUGAACAUCGGCUCCUGUCGCUUCAUGCUGGGUCAGUGUUACCUGGCCAACGGGGAGGGCCAGAAGGCUCUGCAGUGUUUCCAGGAGGCGGCAAUGGAGGUGGAGAAGGAGGAGUUUCUGAUGAGACUGACGGGCACCGAGGAGGAAGAAGCUGCCUCCACCCCCAGAUUACAGUACUACAACAAGGUGCUGCGGCUGCUGGAGGACGUGGGUCUACCUGAGCUGGUCAUCCAGUUGGCCUCUCUGGCCAUAACAGAGGCUGUCAGUGAUGUCAGCAGUCAGGCGGCUCUGUGGACUCGGAUCUUCAAACAUCAUCUGGACCUGGGUCACAACAGUGAAGCCUACGAAGCUCUGACUCAGAACCCAGACAGCAGCAUGCAGCUGGAUUGUCUCCGUCAGCUCGUGGUGGUUCUGUGUGAACGCUCUCAGCUCCAGGAUCUGGUCCAGUUCUCCUACGUCAACCUGCACGACGAGGUCGUCAGUAUCAUCGAGUCUCGGGCCAGAGGUCUGGACCUCCUGGCUCAUAACUACUACGAGCUGCUCUACGCCUUCCACAUCAACAGACACAACUACAGGAAAGCGGGGACAGUGAUGUUUGAGUUGGGGAUGCGUCUGGGUCGUGAGGUCAGGACUCGUCUCGGUCUUCAGAAGCAGGUGAACUGUUACCUGGCUGCUCUCAACUGUCUGCGCCUCAUCAGACCAGAGUACGCCUGGAUCGUCCAGCCCGCCUCCGGAGCCAUGUACGAGCGUCCAGGAGCGUCUCCUAAGAGAAACUCAGACGGAGAGUUUUCUUCUGAACCAGUCAAACGUCAGGUCGACAUCCUGGAACUCAAGGACCUGGAGAAAGAGUACAUCCUGUCCCGCAGCCGCCUCACCCUCGCCCAGCACCACCCGCCUUCUGCCGCCAUUGCUGGUAGUGCGUCAGAGGUGGAGAUGGUGGCCCUGCUGGUCCAAACGGGACUCUUUGACUCAGCUCUGUCUCUCUGUCAGACCUUCAAACUGAGCCUGACCCCAGUCUUUGAAGGUCUGGCCUUCAAGUGUGUCAGGCUUCAGUUUGGGGGGGAGGAGGCUCAGAACGAAGCCUGGAGCUGGUUGGCUGAUAAUCAGCUGUCAUCAGUCGUCAACACCAAAGAGUCGAGCGCUACAGACGAAGCCUGGCGGCUCCUGGCCUCUUACCUGGACAGGUAUCCUUCCUCUAACGGACAGCAUCACCGCUGUGUCAUCAACAAGCUGCUGUCACAUGGAGCCCCGCUGCCUGAUUGGCUGGUCAAGUCUUAUAAGGCUGUGGAUGCGGCAUCUCUGCUGCGUCUCUACCUGAACUUUGACCUCCUGGAAGCUGCAGCUGAUCUGGUCCUGGAGUACGUGGACGCUCUGCUGGGGAGGGGACACCAGUACUUUGGAAUAGAGAGGCCUCUGUCUGCAACCUGGUCUUCGGUCUGGUUGCCGUACACCUCCAUCGAUCAGCUGCUUCAGGCACUCACUGAGACUCAGACCAACAGCUGUAUUUAUAACAAAGUUCGAGACAAACUGGACGAGUAUCACCGGCUGGUGGAUCAGACGAGCCGCCGCAGACUCCUCGCUCGUUAGAAGACAAGUGAUGUUUAACAGAUGUAAAUACUGUGUUGACACCAGCGUCGUUCACACUGAGUGUGUGUGUUUGUUUUUUAGAAGAAUGUUGUAACAAUCGUCUCCAUCUUUUGUACUUGUCUGUUUUUGCUGUAAAUUGUAUUGAAAUUAAAAGUUUCU
Seriola dumerili (greater amberjack) is the source of this 4348-nucleotide messenger RNA. It is a transcript of the gene nup160, whose product is annotated as nucleoporin 160. Gene Ontology annotation, cellular component: nuclear pore. Lineage: Eukaryota; Metazoa; Chordata; Actinopteri; Carangiformes; Carangidae. The transcript is spliced from 34 exons. Bases 5 to 4189 code for a protein of 1394 amino acids. The record is from RefSeq and is a predicted model, not a curated record. Gene Ontology annotation, molecular function: structural constituent of nuclear pore.